Spirodela intermedia is the source of this 108-nucleotide messenger RNA. The record is from the annotation of a GenBank genome assembly. Lineage: Eukaryota; Viridiplantae; Streptophyta; Magnoliopsida; Alismatales; Araceae.
AUGAUCCAGCCGAUGAUACUAGGGAGGGUUGAGCCCUCCUGGUCUAGGCAGUGCUGGAAACGGCACAACGGCGGCGGAGCAUCGAGAAACUCCAGUGGGGGCUUGUGA